CAUUGGUUGUCAACGGCUCUCCGCGAGGAGAGCACCCGAGAAGGGAGGGGGGAGGAACGGACCCCCUCCGUUCUAACGGGCCUGAUUGGGCGGUUGGGGUUCCAAAGGGGUGUGGCUGGCUUUGGCCGAGGGUUAUAAAAACGUUUGCUGGGCACCGGCCACCCUCAUUAAAGUGAGGGUGGCAUAAGCGAGUUGGUAACAGCGUGGAGAAGGAGGAGGGUGGGGGGAACAUCUGGUUUCCCCCCCGUAAAUGCAUGGGAAAGGUGGAACUUCUUAAACCCUAGUAUCUAGCGUUUUUUCAAUAGGGGUAGGGGGCUCCUGAGCCAGGUUAGGAGUAGGCGCACGAUAUUUUAGGUUUAGACUAAGGUGCGUAUGUGAGCCCUCUAAAGGUUGUGCUGUUCUACAAUCCUGUGCAGACCCUACACAAUGAAUUCCAAUGUAGAAAAUUUGCCUCCCCACGUGAUUCGGCUGGUCUACAGGGAAGUCUCCACUCUGACCUCAGACCCACCUGAAGGCAUCAAAGUAUUCCCUAAUGAGGAGGACAUCACAGAUGUGCAAGUCACCAUUGAAGGACCUGAGGGUACCCCAUAUUCUGGUGGCCUCUUCCGCAUGAAGCUCAUCCUCGGCAAAGACUUUCCAGCCAGCCCACCCAAAGGCUACUUCCUGACCAAAAUAUUCCACCCCAACGUGGGGGCCAAUGGCGAGAUCUGCGUCAACGUCCUCAAGAAGGACUGGAAAGCGGAACUGGGCAUCCGACAUGUCCUGCUGACCAUCAAGUGUUUGCUGAUCCAUCCCAAUCCAGAAUCGGCCCUGAACGAGGAAGCAGGGCGCCUCCUGCUGGAGAACUAUGAGGAAUAUGCCUCCCGGGCCCGCCUCCUGACGGAGAUCCAUGCCCAGCCUUCGUCCGGCCUGCGCACCAAGGACCCUGCCGAGCCUUGCUCUUCUUCGGCCGGUGCCUCUGGGGAAGGCCCCAUGGCUAAGAAACAUGCAGGCGACAGGGACAAGAAACUGGCCUCCAAGAAGAAGACCGACAAGAAGCGAGCUCUCCGGCGGCUUUAGGGGCCAGCGGGGACGGGGUGGGGUCUGGCGCACAGGGUGGGUGGGUGUGGUGGUUCCACAAGUACAUUCUCCAUUUCUCCUCUCUCUUCCUCUCCCACCUUCACGUUGAGGCUGCAGUCCAAGUCUGUCUCGCCCUUGUCAGAUUUUUCUUCUUUUCCGUCUUUAAGUUAUUUAAAUUAUAAAAGCAGGAAAAUCUAUUAAAUGCCUUUUUUUUCUUAAGAAGGCUCUUAAUGUUUGGUUGUGCCAUCAUCUAAAACCAGCGGCCCAUGUUGAGAAUGCUCUGCCCUUACCGUUAAAAAGGAUGUUUAAUAGAAGCGCAGAGGAGCAUUGAAAUAAGAGGAUCGGAAAUGGGGAGCAUCUUCCUUUUUGACGGAGGGCUUUAAAAAGAGGUUGCUGCUUUGUGGUUUAGGGGGGGGGGAAGAUAUCAAAGAAGAGACUUUAUAGAGGUAGAUUGUGAACCGUGAGGAGCAGGUAAAGGGAAAGAGGAUUCUUUACUGUUGGACUUCAGGAUUGCUUUGCUGAAAUUGGUUGAUGAAGGAUAACAAGAAUGUUUCUCUGCACAACACAUAAUUCAGGAAUUCAUUGCUCCGAGUUGUGGCUUUGACCACUAACUUAGUUGUUUGUUUUCAAACGGAAGCUAGGCAAAUCUAAGCAAAGAAGGGUCUUUCGAUGUGUGUGCUAGCCAUGCAAGCUAAAUGUGACCUCUGUUUAGAGGCAGUAUGUUGGGGUGGCCUUGGGCUUUCCUGGGAACAUCUGGUUAUCUGCUUUUCAGGCCUUUGGCGUGAUCCAGCAAGGGAGUUCUUAAGGCAAGUCAGCCGAGCAGAGUGAUCGCCCUCUGUGUCCAAAUGAAUUCACUCAUUCAAAAUACUGGUCUCUGCAUCCCUUACCACCGCGGCCCCUUAAACUGUCCUAUGGCACCGGUGUUAAGCUACCUUGAUGUGGGACGAGGUGAUGAAUGCUGGGAUUUGUUAUGACACGAGGGGCAUCUGAGCUGUUCCACACAUUAGCUGGCAAGUACUUAGGUGAUUUAAUGGAAUGUAUGAAUUUCUUCUCCCUCCAUCAGGGUCCCAGUUGUAUGCAUUUGUGUCAUAAAAAUGCAGGUGUAGCUUGGGACAAUACUAGUACGGUUGUCCUUACCCAGUUCUGUAGUUUACACACACACCCCACUCAGCAGUACGCAACAUGCCAGCAGCAUAAGGUAGCCCACAUGGUUUUUUAAGGGCCUUGUGGUGCACCCUCUGGCUUGGGACAGUAGCAGGCAGUCAAGGGGCUGUUUGGUUUGACAGGUCUCCACAGUUCCUUGUAUGCUAACGUGCACACACAUUUCUCAUGGGCUAUACCGCAUGGUGUGCGCUUCUUUGUGCACACAGAACGUUAACAACUGUCUUCCCUCCCACAAUUGCCACAACAGGGCUAGGGGGAAAACAGAUCUGGCUUUUUAGAAGUGUUUUUCUUCCUCCGUAGUUUUUCCUCUGUAGCUUAUAUUUACUAUUUUAUUAAAUAAUUUUUAAUAAUGUU
Molecule: messenger RNA, 2577 nt
Organism: Podarcis muralis (Common wall lizard)
Lineage: Eukaryota; Metazoa; Chordata; Lepidosauria; Squamata; Lacertidae
Gene: UBE2S
Product: ubiquitin conjugating enzyme E2 S
Source: RefSeq, a predicted model, not a curated record